AUGGUAGCGCGUAGAAAGGAUGGGUGCGUUGUGAAUGGGAGGGUUGUGUGUCUGGGAGGAGGGGAGGAGGAGGAGGAGGAGGGACAGACGAAUGGGUUGUCGUCGCCAUUUUUGGGGCGGCGGUUCAGCGACGCGGCGGCAAACGUGCCGAUCAAGAAGCGGAGGAUACAGCUGGAGGUGGUGAGAUCGCCGUCACCUCCGCCUCCGAGUUCACCAGGAAGCCCAGAGGCAGAUGCGGAGAAGGCAGCGGCGGAGGAGGGCGUUGGGGGUGGUGAAGGUUGGGAUGGGGGGAGAGGAGGGAAGGCGGGCGGGAGUGCGAAGGGCGUGGGAGGUGCGGAUGCACAGGCGUUUGUGGGCGAAGCAGGCGGGGUAGGUUUGAUGGUGUGUGAGAAUGUGAGGCAGGGGGAUUGGGAAAAGAAGCAGGCGGGCGGGAGGGAGAGGCAAUGCGUGGAGGCGGAGAGCAGGGCGGCAGAUGCGUGCGGUGGGAGAACAGGUGCAGGGGAGGGUGUGAUGUGUGGUGGAAGCGUCGGGGCGGGGCAGUCGGGCCCGGCGGACGGGUGCGAGGGGGAGGUAGAGCAGGGGAAGGGGAGGAGGGAUGUGGGGGAGAAUGGGAGAACGGGUGGCGGCAAGGCAGCGGAGGAGGGAAGCGGGUGGAGAGGUGACGUAGGUGCUCAAGGAGCGGCAGUGGCAGGAGUGGAUGGGGAGGGCAGCAUGAAUGGGCGGGAGGAAGAGGGAGAAGGCAUCGUGGGAUCGGGGGUGGCGCGUGAGGAGGUGGUAGGCGCGUCGGUGCAGAGGACGGGAGGUGCAGUAGGCGAAUCAGAGGGAGUUGUGGAGGUGGGGAGGGAGAGAGGGGCAGCGGCGGGUAGGAGUUGGAAGAGGAAGUUUUCGGACGGCGAGAGGGGCGAUGGCGAGGGGGGUGUUCCGAGGGCGAAGGAGUGGGUGAAGGCGAGGUCUGGGGAGCGAGGCGGAAGCGCGAGCUUGGAGGAGUCAGGAGCGAGUGCGGGGGAGAACAGCAUGUUGCGGGACGAUAGGCUGCAUUGGGACUUGAACAUGGACAUGGAAGAAUGGGGGACGGUGGCGGAAGAGGAGAGCGGCGCGGGGUGGGCGGAGAGGUCGCGGUUGGGUGGAAGGAUUGGGGCGGAGAAGAGGGAGAGCAUGCGCGCGAACAUGGUACAAGAAUCAGAGGGAGGGGUGCGGAAGCGCGCAGCGCAGGGUGGUGCGGAUGCAGGCAGCGGUGCAGAAGGGAGAGUCGGUAGUGUGAGCGGCGAGGGGAGGGAGUGCCUGGGCGUGGACGCGAGGGUGGCGGGGGGGAUGGGGAUGGGGUCGCACUGCGUAGAUCCGGCGCUGCGGUUCAAGGGGGUGGGCGAGAGGUUCGGUCCCGGUCCCGGUCCCGGGCUGCCUCCCGGGGUGGGGAGUUCGAUGGGGCGCGGGGGGCCGGGAAUGAUGGGCGGGCCGGACCGGAGCAGAUUCAGGUGGACGCGGGGAGAUGGAGGUUUCGCGGGGUCAGUGGAGCAAGACGAGAGGGGAUUCUCAGGGAGGCGGCGUGCGGUGGAGGCAGGGACGGCGGGGGAGGCGAGCGCAAGAUCCAGGGUGGGCGCAACACCACCAAGAUCGAUGUCGAACAACGAGGAGGCGGGGGAGGAGGCGGGAGGAGGGAGCGAAGCGCGGAAGAGCAGAAGUGCGCACGGGAGCGAGGCGAAAGUGGAGGGGGAGGGUGCGAGUGUGGGUGCGGGCAUGGAUGCGGAGGGUCCCGGUGGGCAGCAGGGGGCGCCGUCACCUCCGAAGCUGCCGCUGCCGCCACCUCCCCCGAGGGCGCAGAGGUCUCCGCCAGCGGGUCUGAAGCGACUGCUGAACAACAAGAGGGAGGAGGAGUGGCCGCGAGGACGAGAGAGAAGCAGGGAGAGGGAGAGGGAGAGGGUGGGAUCACGAGGGCAUUACUCGCCUUCACGGAGAUCCUCGCCGCACGUGAUCCACGGGUCAGCGUUGACGGACGAGCGGGACAGGCUGUUGCUGGCGGGGAUCGACAGGUCUCGGGAGCCAGGGGCAUCGGGGUCGGGUUCGACUGAGGAAGCGGGGUCGCACAGGGGGAGGUCGAUGGAGGGUGGCCACGAAGGGAGAAGAGCGCAACACCACGAGGGGCGAAGGCAGGAGGGAGAGAGCCACGCGGGGAAGGGGGAGGAGUUGACGGGCAGAUCACGAGCACAGAGCAAGGACGAGGGAGGGAGGGGCGGCGAUGGGAAGGAGUCGAGAGCGGAGAGCGAGCGGCGCAGCGCGUCGAGGGGCGGGAGUCGGAGAGAGAGCCAGAAGCCCGGAGGCGAGAGCAAACACAGCAGCAGCCGGGAGGGCGAGGACGACGUAGCUCCGAGGCGGCGGAGACCAUCUUUUGGUCGCAAGUGGCAGGCGAGGACGCGCAGGGAGGGUGGCGUGAGCGUGCACAUCCACAGGGAUAUGGGUGGGGUUGGUGAUGGCAAGAAGUCGGCGGAGUCGGGUUGGACAACGAAGGCGUGA
This is a messenger RNA of Physcomitrium patens, 2508 nucleotides long. NCBI's taxonomy places the organism in Eukaryota, Viridiplantae, Streptophyta, Bryopsida, Funariales, Funariaceae. The record is from RefSeq and is a predicted model, not a curated record.